UUUGCAGCCCUUACAUGAAACUCAAAUCUGUAUCUAUGUGUGUAUAUAUAUAAUACACCCUUACAUUCACCCCGGGCCAUCAUCACUUCCUCAGUCCUCAGUCGUCGACUCGUCGCCAGUGCUUUUCCCUUUCUCUCUCCUCAAAAUUCCUCCUCACCAAAUGGCUGCCUCUUCCUCCUCUGCCGCUCUCAGAGCCAUCUCCUCCUCCGUCAAGCUACCUCCCACCACCGCCGCCGCCACGUCCCCUGCCCAAAAACUGCUUUCCUUCAAGCCCUCAAACCCACCUUUCUCCCGGAACAGCAGGCUCACCACCUCCUCUGCCACCGCCACAAGAUCAUUCACUUGCAAGAGCCAGAGCAACCCAUCAGAUGCUUCAAGAUCCAGUAAAGUUCAGGAGCUGUUUGUGUACGAGAUCAACGAGAGAGACCGCGGAAGCCCGGCUUACCUUCGAUUGAGCCAAAAGACUGUCAAUUGCCUAGGCGAUCUCGUCCCUUUCAGCAACAAACUCUACACCGGAGACCUGCAAAAGCGGUUGGGAAUAACAGCCGGCCUAUGCGUCUUGAUAAAAAACGAACCGGAGAAGAAAGGCGACCGGUAUGAGGCCACAUACAGCUUCUACUUCGGCGACUACGGUCACAUAGCGGUCCAGGGGGCUUACCUCACCUACCAGGACACGUUCCUCGCUGUGACCGGCGGGUCGGGCAUCUUCGAGGGGGUGUUUGGCCAGGUGAAGCUGCAGCAGAUUGUUUUCCCCUUCAAGCUGUUCUACACGUUCUACUUGAAGGGCAUACCGGAGCUGCCGUCGGAGUUAGUUUGUACGCCGGUUCCGCCGUUGCCAACCGUGGAGCCGUCGCCGGCCGCCAAGGCGUGCGAGGCUGGGGCCACUAUUUUGAACUUCACGGACUGAUGGGGAAAUAGUCGUGAUUGUGGCGGAGGGAAUGUGUGACAUGAUGGUUGAUGAUCGCGAGGAAUAAAAUUCGCUUUUCCUUUAGGCUGUAUUUUGUUGGUUUUUGUUUUUUGUUUUUUUUUGUUUUUUUGGUAUGUAAGAUAUUAAGAGGGGUUAGCGGUUACAACAGGAAUUGAGCAUCUAUUUUACAAGGACUCGAACCGUGGACCUUUCUGUGGACAGUAACAAAUCAACCACUCGAACUUAGGACCUCCUCCAUGGGAAGUUGUCUUGAUUGUGAUGCAGGUUAGGGCGAUGAUGAUCGGUAGCAAUAAAAUUCACUUUUUCUUGA
This is a messenger RNA of Rhododendron vialii, 1238 nucleotides long. RefSeq names its product allene oxide cyclase, chloroplastic-like. The record is from RefSeq and is a predicted model, not a curated record. Gene Ontology annotation, molecular function: allene-oxide cyclase activity. The coding region runs from base 161 to 907 and encodes 248 amino acids. The transcript is spliced from 3 exons. NCBI's taxonomy places the organism in Eukaryota, Viridiplantae, Streptophyta, Magnoliopsida, Ericales, Ericaceae. Gene Ontology annotation, biological process: jasmonic acid biosynthetic process.